GUGGGAAGGGGCCUGCCUGGGAGGGCGGGCACGGUUCCGCCGGCUGGAGCGCAGCCGGGCCUUCCAGGAACCGGCGUGUUUGCGCUUCUCCCCAAUUUAUGACCGCCGACCAUAUGGCCCAUAUUUCGCCUCGCGCGUCACGCGCCGCGGAGGAAAGCAAACAGCGCGGGGCACGGCGCGGAGGGGGAGCGCCGGGCGAGCGGCCACGGGGCCGGCUCUGCAAAGCGCCGCCGGAGACAAUGUGAGGGGCCGCCGAGCCGGGGCGUCGCGCGUGGCUAUAUAAAGCGGCCCCCGCAGGCCCCGGCGCUGCAGACCGGCGCCUUCGGAGCUCGCCAGCGCCUCGCCCACCGCAGAGCCGCUCCAGGUUCAUAUGUGGAGACCAACCUUAUAUGGACUGCUCUCUCCAGCAAUGGCUGGUUUUUUUCAAGCAGCAGGCACCAGAUCCGUGUGUUUAAACGAGACCCUGAAGUAAACGCACUUUGGCAUUUUUCCUGGAGUUACAAACUAUUUCAGAAGCCGGUUGCCACUCGUGCUCCGUGAUUUUUCCCCCCUCUGCAGUAGAGCAAGGCUGUAAAAUAUCUAUCUAUAUCGCAGCCGCUUUUUCCUCGCCCCCCCCGCGUCUCCCCCCACACCAGCCUUCGUUAUUUUUUAUUCUUAACGCCCCCCCCCGCAACAUACACACACACACCCUCCCCUCUUCCUGGGGUGUUUGUGGGGUGUGUGUGGCUUGUGCAACAGCGAAUUGACAAACUGGUGCUCCAACUUUCCUGCAUAAAUUUGGCCAGAAUAUGUCUCUGACCAACACAAAGACGGGGUUUUCUGUAAAGGACAUCCUAGAUCUCCCUGACACCAACGAUGAAGAGGGAUCCCUCGUUGAAGGAGCGGAUGAAGAGAACGAGGGGUCGGAGCCACCCAAGAAAUCCGGAGUUCUGGGGCAAAACCCACUGGAGGGGGUUCAGACUCUGCCUUUGAAAAACCCUUUCUAUGAUACCAGUGAUAAUCCCUAUACGCGUUGGCUGGCCAGCACGGAAAGCAUCCAGUAUUCCUUGCACGGGCUGGCCUCCAGCAACUCCCAGCACGACUCCUCCACCAAAUCCCCCGACCCCUCGGCCGACGAAUCCCCGGACAACGACAAGGACACGGCCAGCGCCGGCGACUCCGGCAAGAAGAGGAAGAGGCGGGUGCUCUUCUCCAAGGCACAGACCUACGAGCUGGAGAGACGGUUCCGACAGCAGCGGUACCUGUCCGCCCCCGAGCGGGAGCACCUGGCCAGCCUCAUCCGCCUCACGCCCACCCAGGUGAAGAUCUGGUUUCAGAACCACCGGUACAAGAUGAAGAGGGCCCGGGCUGAGAAAGGUAUGGAAGUGACUCCUCUCCCCUCCCCACGCCGGGUAGCAGUGCCCGUCUUAGUCAGGGACGGCAAACCCUGCCACACGCUCAAAGCUCAGGACUUAGCCGCGGCCACUUUCCAGGCUGGGAUCCCCUUCUCCGCCUAUAGCGCCCAAUCGCUCCAGCAUAUGCAAUAUAACGCCCAGUACAGCUCCGCCAGCAACCCCCAGUACCCGACAGCGCAUCAUUUGGUGCAAGCCCAACAAUGGACUUGGUGAACAUUGCCGAGACAAGAAACUGAGGCUCCAAAAUCAAACCUCGGGGGGGGGGAGACAAUAUGAAUAUUAAUUAUUAUUAUUAAUGAUGGUGCAUUUUUCCCCCUCUCCUAUUUUUCCUCCUUUUGGGGGGUUCGAUUUGUUUCUUUUGGGGGGUGGUUUUUGUGCGCCAUGUUUACAGAGAUUUUUGCGCCAUGCAAAGUGGUCCUGUCUACCUACAACUAAAAAUAAAAAUCUUACUAGUAAUAAGAAUGAAUCCGUAUGCGCUUGUGAUUUCGUAAAGUACGUUUUGUGUGCUGUACAGCUGUUGUCAGUCGUAUAUAAAACAAGUGGAGGACACUUUAAAACUAGAGAAUUUGAUCUCCCUUUUUAUAUGAACCUUUACCUAUUUAUGGCCGUGUAUAAAUUCUGACAACUAUGAGCAAAAAAAAUAAUUUUUUUGUAACUAUGUGUGGUUAUUGUUGCCAUAAGUGACAGUCAGGGCGGUUUAUUUUAUUUUAUUCUUUUGGUUGGGUGCAAAGAUUUCCCAAAUAUUAAGCAAGCAAAGAAACUGGAGACGGAGAAGAAAUGUUUGGAUCCUCUCCAUAGAAAUCUCCAGCUCCUCGUUGUGUAUAAACCCUGGGGGGGGGGGGGGGGGCGCGCUACGGGGAGGGUUUCCAUUUUUUAUAGGAAUUUUAAUAAAAAUGCUGUUUGAAAAAAACCAACCCAACAACAAAAGAACGUUUUUGUUUGACUUUGUGGCUACCUGCAAACCCCUCACUUUGAGGCGACACGGACCGGAGGGAUCCUGGGGGGGGAGGGAGGAAGCCUGCCUCGCCUGAUUGUCCGAUCAAUGAGAUCUUCUCCUGGGGCCAGUUGUUUUAUGGGGAAUGAUGAACCCUUCCGUCGGAAAUCCGUGCUUGGCCUGCGGCAGAUUCCCAGGCAACAGCUCGGCGGAGUUUCGCCCCUCUUAGAACUUUUAGGGAAACUUUAAUCACCCUCCCCAAACUUUCUGCAAACGAUCAGAUACCUGUCUUCCUCUUCCUCUUCUUCUGCGUCCUGCCUCAUUGUGUCUACUGGAGAGACAAAGGCGCUGGAGUAGUGACUUUGUGGAAAUGAAAAAAUAAGCCCCACCACUCACUUAAAUGUAAGAGUGACCCUUCAGCGGAGGGGCUUUUGAUUCCAGUCUCGUCUCAAUGGCCUGCCUUUGCUCGGGGGUUGAUCUAAGCGGGGGGAGCCCGAAGAGUUGUAAGUCCUCCUUUAGCCGGCAGUGGUAGAUAGGCGGCUGAAUGGGGGCGGGAGGGGGGUAUCGGCUGGGGGAUGAGUUUAUACCCUCUUUCUGCUCCUGUAGGGCAGAUAACGCUUUGGGGCAAGUCGUGGGGCACACGGGCCUCUCCCUAAACGCGGUCGGAUUUGCAAUGUAAAGUUUGCCCUAAAACCUGUUUUAACCAAACGGAAUUUUGUCAUCUCCCUCCGGGCGACUGGCUCCCUGGAGAUCCCCUUCUGCCUGUGAUAACACGUAUUGGGAAUUUGUGGGGUGCCGCGACAUAGGGGGAGUUCUCCAAAUGCGGUGGGCUUGUGUAGGAAAGUCUGUCUAAGGCGUGUUUUAAAGCAAAACUUCCUCUGGCUAUUUAGAUGAUCAUUUUAGAAUAUGCGUUUAAAGGACACACAGAUCCCGCUGGAAAGCGAGUGUGUGUGUUAUGCGUGUGCGUGUACAUCUAGGAUCAUAGGUACACACUUUGUGCCUCUCUGUUUCUCUCUCUCCCUUGUAUAUAAUAUAUGCACGCACACACGAUUUUUAGGCUUACACAUACUCCAAUAUGCUUGGAGUUGACCCGAAAUGAAUUGGCCCCUCUGUCUUGGGUAGAGAGGCUUCUUUCCAACCAUGCUGUUUAAAUUCUUCUCCGUUUCUGAAACUGUCUCUCUUGCUGUAAGCUGGACAAACAGCAGGGACUGCGGGGGCAGGGCGGAGGGGGUGGGGGCUCGGAACAGGAAAAGCAAACUGAACCGUCCCCACUGAAUUACCGGCCGCGCUCUUGUUGAUGAUCAGAUUUAAUUCAAUAUCUCGCGCAAACAUGAUUAUCUGUAACAAAAUCGGCGGGACCCAUAGCUCUGCGUGGACAGUGCUGGCGAGGGGGGGUCUUCUAGCCAUGCGCGGAUCUGCUUCAGGACUGGAGUCCCAGCUGUGAUGGCCAUUUCUUGCAAUGGUGUCUUACCAAACUCAGGCGCAAAGUUGACACCAGUUUAAAUUCUUCCCUGGUUUAGUCGCUUCCCACUGAAUGUUGAAUUGUCAUGACAAGCGGGAGGCAGUCACAGAGCGGGGACCGGGGGGGGGGGGGGUGUUUUUGGUUUUGCUUCAGAUGAAACCUUAUUCUACACGAACCCCCCCCCCCACACACACACACACACACAAAACCCAAGAAAUGCGUCCGGGUUUCCCCAAAGCCGAGGGCACUCGUCAACAGCGUGGCUGGCAAACGGCAAGUCGCGGCUCUGCCGUGGCAGGAUCUACCCUGCAAGCUGAUAGUUAUUAGCAAAGCGAGAGAUCUAAAUGCAUAAGGAGUGGCCGCGUUUCGCUGCAAACAGGGGGUCUGAGGAUUUAUUUUUUUGCCAUCUCGGUAGCCAGGCGGGGCCGAGCUCCCCGUGAAGCGAAAACAGGUUUCGGCGGCGCCUGAAGAAAGGAGCCCACUUUGCAGGGAAGGACACUUUCCCCUCUUCCAAUUCCGCCCGCCGCGCAGAGCGAGUGGGAGGGAAACAGUCACUUUCUGCUUGGCCCCUAUUCAGUCUAUCAAGCCAGUUGUGUGGCCCUCCCCCGUGGCCUUAUAUUUCACACGCCGCUGGGGCAGUUUGGCGCAGUCUAUCUUUGCACAAUAUACAGUAGCCACCACAAAACAGCACAAUGCGGGAGGCUGGUCGUUAAGGAUGUUAGAGGCGUACAUAUUAAGGAGGGCAGAGAGACAGAGAGAACCCAGAGGGGACAGGGGUAGGGGGAAAGAGAGAGAGAGACAGUGCUGGCCUCCCCCAUCCUCCCCCUGUUCUUUGUAGUGCCAUUCAAUUCGUUUAUCGGGAGCGGUGCAUCCCCGAGUCAGGGAGAAGUAUCCUUGGGUUUUGUUCUGGCUGUCACUUGGAGCCAUUGUCCCCCAUGUUCUACAUGCUGUAUUCCAUAUGGCCAGCUGGGCUGACCCUCACAAAACCCAAAUUGUGUCCUGCUUUCAAACCCUGCAUUGUUGUCUGUGAAAGGAAGACGAAUUAAAAAUUCGUGCUAUAUCUAUUCUGGGGGAGAGGGGGGGGGGAGGGGGAAAAAAAACCCCUCUCUCUUCUUGGAAGGACAACAGGGCCUCCUUUUCUCCAGCCCCACUGACAAGUUUGUCUCUCAUUUCACAGGAAAUUAAAUUCCUGCAUCUGCACGGGGCCUAAACAAAUCUCGCCCAUAAAAAUGAAAGCAAAUGGCAGUCGAUGCACCCCGAUCAGCAUUGUAGUCCCGCUGACUUCGGGUCGCUGAGCUGGUUUUUUCCCCUCUGCCGGGAGAACAAGGUUUCAUUCACAGGGGGGUGUAAUGUUAUGCAGGCUUCUCCCUCCGUGCCCAACUGGAGAGCGCGGCGGACUGACCACUUUUUGUUCUCCUCCAGAGAACUGUCCCUUUCUUGUGAUAGUGCUUCCUUGUUCCAGGCCGGCGAGUUUGAGAAGUCGCCAUCCCGCUCCUUUCUCUGGAAGGCUUUCUCUGGUUGGGGCGAGGGGCGCUGGCGGUUAACCAUCUCCACCGGGGCCACCAGACCUGGCUUCCUGCCUUUACCUGGAGUUCUUGGCGGCUGACCGCGCCCUGGCGACGCGCUAUGCCCCCCGCGCUCCGGAGAGUAGCCUGGGCGAGUAGAAAAUGAAUGAAGCAGCCAAGGAGCUAAAUGCAAACAGGGUGGGCGCGAACAACUGAAGGGGCUAACUUUGAUUAUUUUUUUUUUUUAAAGAACACAACAAAAAACAAAUCAAAUAAAGGAUUUUCGGCUAAAAUGCUAACUCGGUUCCUACACCGACCAGACAAUUUCUCUUUAUUUGAGUGGGAACACGCCCACACAAACUCUGCCAUCCCUAGUGUGGUUUGGGUGAUAUUGUGACGGGGAAACGGACGGAUUUCCUACGCGAUGUCGGAUGUGUUGGGAAGGGGGGGUUUUUUUGGCUUUGUGUUGAGGAAGGCAUAAACUGCAGCGGUCUGGAAAUAGAUCAACAGGAAGAAAUGUUAAUUGGCCUCGUUCAAAGUAGCCUGUUGCGGGCCAGACAGAUAUGUCACCUUCCACUGGUGGGAGACACGGGGAACACAUUACACCUCCAGUGGGUGAUCUGGAAAACCAGAGUCACGUCCGACAGGAAAGAAAAGGCGAUGAAUGAAUGCGGGAUGAAUCCCCCAACUCCAACCCAAUCCAGGGACAUUAUAGUUAAACUUGCGCUUCAGGGUUAAUUUCCCUCCUUUCGCUCGCCUCUGAGUCACCCCCCUUCGCGUCUACAGAGCCACUAUUUAGGAGAAUCAGAUAACCUGGUAAUGAGGUGGAAACCCCUCUAAGCCAGGGAAAGAACUUACUUUCAUUACCUAUUGACUGUUGGGCUUAGCUGAGACCUGGCGUGGGUCGUUCGGGCCUUUUCAAGAGGGCUGGGCAAUGAAAAGCUAAUCCAAUGUUUACCGAGUCUAAGAACAAUUCUCAGCUGUGGUUAUUAAGGGGCCGAAUCAGCCAGGGAUGGCUUGGGCGGGGAGUACGAAAGCAAAUGCUGUGUGUGUUUGUGUUUGUGUGUGUGUUUGUGGGGGGGGGGGGGAGUGCAGCCCAGAGCACACGGCCCCCAUUCUACACUAGCUGGCCAGGCGGCAGAUACGCCUGAAGUGGCGGUGUGUACGAGAUAGUGCAGUGUGCACGAUUUCCGGAAAUAUGCACUUGUGGCUUCCUAAGAGUGACACUCGCCCCGUGUCCACGGAUCAUCUCCUUUUAUCCCGGCAUCUGCCAAUAAACCCCGCGAUCUCCCCACCGCGCACGCUACCCGCUGCUAUCUGGCAGAGGAAACAAUCUCGUUUGUAUUGCUUCCCCCGCCCCCGCCCGCCCCUCGAAGACUUCGAUUUUUAGGCGCUGUUAUUACUAAAGCAUCGUCGCAAACGAUCGGGAGCCGGGGGUCCCCCAAGGAAGGAGGGGAACGAACAACCCAGGCCGGAAUAUCAUUGUAAUGGCACUUUUUAACCACAAGGGGUCAUCAAAGUUCUUCCUUGCUGUCCCUGGGUUUUUUUCCCUCCUCCUGCUCUGAACUGUCCUUAUGAUAAAUGGUUUUAUUUCCCAUUGAACAUCCUCGCCAGUUCCGAGAGGUGGUUCUGGGGUUUUUUAACAACCUUUAAAAAAAUCUCACAGCCAAAAAAAAAAAGAGAGAGAGAGAGAGAGAAAGAGAGAAGUUAAAAAGGCAGCAGCCUGAUCGUCUGAAGCCACUUCCUCUCUCAAUUGUGUUCAAAAAGGAAUGGUCAAGCAUAAAUCAGCACACACACACACACCCAGCAAAUGAAGACUUCAGUUUUAUUCCAUUUGCUGUAUCCCCCCCUCCCCCUGAUUUUAAAAAAAACCCUCAGAUUGUUAAUGGAAGAAUCUGACCAACUGUGUGAGUUUGUAAACAAAAUCUGAUCUCUUCCUGUUUCUAAAGUGUGACUCUAGUUUCAGAUUCUGUUGGUUGAAUAAAACCAGACACACAGCCACUGUGUAUAUGGGAGAUUUGACUGUAUUCCUCUAUGUGUAAGGUGUGUGUGCCAACGGUCUGUUUAUUUUACAUAAAAAUAUUAGAGGUGUAAAUAAAAAACACACAAUCCUCAAUAGAUUUCUCUAUCUU
Molecule: messenger RNA, 7427 nt
Organism: Chelonia mydas (Green sea turtle)
Lineage: Eukaryota; Metazoa; Chordata; Testudines; Cheloniidae
Gene: NKX2-2
Product: NK2 homeobox 2
Exons: 3
Coding region: 789-1607 (272 amino acids)
Biological process (GO): cell differentiation; regulation of transcription by RNA polymerase II
Cellular component (GO): nucleus
Molecular function (GO): DNA-binding transcription factor activity, RNA polymerase II-specific; RNA polymerase II cis-regulatory region sequence-specific DNA binding
Source: RefSeq, a predicted model, not a curated record